ACAAAUCAAUACUCACUUUCUUCAAUAAGUUAAUCUCAUUGCCAUAACUACCGAACCCAAACAAACCUCUUAUCGAAGUGUAUGGCGCACUGAUGCCGACGUAAGUUACCAAGUUCUCUUUAAAAUUAUUUUUUUUGUGCUAAAAAAUUACGUAAAUGUGUUAUCAUUAUAGAUCAGUAAUGAAUUAUCGAAGAUCACGUGUAUAUUCAGCUCCGAUACCAAAAAUGCCACCGGGUCUCUUAGAGUUAAUGGAAGGUCUAAGUAAAGAUGUUCUGAGAAAUAAUCCAAUAAAUAUUUACGAGUUUUGUGCAGACCACAUGCAGAAAUUGUUACAGAUACGUGACGAUCACCCACAUCAAAGUAUAAACUUGGAACAAAAGAUAAUUAAGGCACAAAAAAUAGUGAGAGAAAGAGCUAAACAGCGCCGUGAAACCUAUGAUAAAUUGAUAGCAGGCCAAAAAGGUAACUUCCUUAAUAAUCGUGCUUUAAGUUUACAUGGAUCAGCAAACGUUAAUCCUGAAAAUAUAAAAAUAUCAGAAGGAGAAUUACCUGUCAAUCAAAUAGAAGAUCUUGAUGCAGAAGGUCGGAUCGUCAUAAUAGAGAUGAAUAAUGAUGAUUUAAUUGUGAAUCGUGAGGCUGUAGAAGUACAAAAAAUAAAUGAUCAGAAUAUAUUUGAAGACGAGUCGAAAGAAAAAGGAAAUGAACAAAAUACCAUCGAUAUGGGCUUUGAAAAAAGAGAGAAUGAGAACCAAAUAGCAAUAAAUUUGAAAGAAUUUACAGAUAUUCCUAAUAAUGAAAAAAUUGAUGUUGACCAAAGUCUGACAUCGCUUAUUGAACCAAGCUUUGAAAUAAAUGCACCUGGCGAAAAAUCAGUACUAAAAGAAAGCUUUAAAGAAGCAAUUGACGAUUUUGAUCAAAAUAUUUAUAUUGAAAAUGAAAACAUAGAAACAGACGCUACUAAAUUGAAUAAACAAUCUACAUCUGUAGAAAAUGCAAGGUCUGACGAUGAUAAAGACAUACAAUUCGAAUCAAAACAAGAUGAAAUUCAACCGUCAGUAGUAUUCAAACCGGCUAGUGCUGAAUCAGAAAUUAUAAAACCUAAGUUAGAACAGUCAAUGUCGGAACAAUCAUAUAGUGCGAAACAACAGGAAAACAGUACGAAAAUCACAGGUGACACCGAUGCUCUUCCUGAAAAAAAGGAUGACAAUAAUUUAAUUAACGAUGGUACUCAUCACAAUGGCAUGGAUUUAGAAACUGCUGCCAUAACUAUACAAAAAGUAUUUAGAACCUUUCUUUUUAAAAGUAAAACAACCAGUAUAGAUGAUGCUACAAACGUGGAUAUUAAUUUGUUUAUUAACGAUAAGAAUGUCCAGGAGAAUAUAAAUAUUUCAAAUGUAAAUAUAAAUAAAGAAAGAAGAGGCAUAAGCAGAAUGGAUACCGUAUUGCAAACCGUUAAUGAAGAAAAGUCUUUGUCAUUAUCUACCGAUGAUUCUUCGACUUUAUCUAGUGCAGCUACAAUUAUACAGGCGCAUAUAAGGGGAUUUCUUGUAAGAAAUAAAUUCAAUGUUAAUAAAGCCUCGUCUUCGUCACUUCUUGACUCUGAAUGUUUUUCUGGAACUUCUAUGGAAACAGAAAGUGAUCAACAAAAAGGGAAAACUAUACUGAAUAUACAUAUUGUUCCUGAACGGGGGCACUUUACAAGUAGGGAUGAAAGUAUCAUAACGUCAAUGGAUUUAUCUAUGGACAAUAGCCCACCCUCAUCUUCCAAUUUACAUCCGCAUAGUUAUGAUAUCAAUGAACGACGAAAACAAUUGAAAAGGGAAGACGCUGUUCAAUCUGUCUCUCCGCCUAGCAAUAACAGCAGUAGUAAACAAAGUGAAGAUGUAGAUUCAGUUAGGGAGUUGUUAGUACCGGAAAAUACGGAUUUAUCAAAAAAGGUUACUGCCGAUCCGUUAAUUCAAGGCAAUAAUGAUGUAUGUCCUACACAUAAUGAAAUUCAAACAGCUGUAGAAAAAGAAAUGAAUGAGCAUUCACCACAGCCGUCUAUUGAAAAUCGCAUAACAUCUGAUGAAUCGGAUGUGGUAACGCCAUUCAUUGAACAGAGUAUAAGUUCAGAUAACGUCAAAUUAAUGCAUUCCAGUGAGUUUCAUGAGGUAGUUUUACCCACAAAGGUGUCACGAAGUGACACUUCUGUCGUCCGUGGUGAGUGAAGACAUCUAAUUUUAUCAGAGUUCCACAACGUGUUAGCGUACUUUUUACUAUGGAAUUAAUCAAUCAACAUUCAACGCAAGAAUAUUAUUAUAUCUGGCACUGCUG
This is a messenger RNA of Colias croceus (clouded yellow), 2316 nucleotides long. RefSeq lists its product as uncharacterized. Lineage: Eukaryota; Metazoa; Arthropoda; Insecta; Lepidoptera; Pieridae. The transcript has 4 exons. Gene Ontology annotation, molecular function: calmodulin binding. The coding region runs from base 156 to 2210 and encodes 684 amino acids. The record is from RefSeq and is a predicted model, not a curated record.